Molecule: messenger RNA, 2028 nt
Organism: Mesoplodon densirostris (Blainville's beaked whale)
Lineage: Eukaryota; Metazoa; Chordata; Mammalia; Artiodactyla; Ziphiidae
Gene: IL1R2
Product: interleukin 1 receptor type 2
Exons: 13
Coding region: 1-2028 (675 amino acids)
Molecular function (GO): interleukin-1 binding; interleukin-1, type II, blocking receptor activity
Source: RefSeq, a predicted model, not a curated record
AUGUCCCCAGCCCAGAGGUGGAGUCACAAGGAAGGAAAGGGGGUGGAAAUCUUGACACGGGGUUUUCAGAGGAUGCUGCUGAUUUCUGAACCAGAACAGACGUUGAAAAGUCCUCCUGAGCCUAAAAAACGAAGACUCAUUGCUUCAACCCUUGCAAUAGACAUCCUGGGUGACCUUCACCUCAAACCUCAGAGGAUUUCGAGAUACCACGGAACAUUCUGUGCCUUGUUUAUUUCCCAUCAGUUGGUGGAGAAAUUGAACCAAUGCACUGGUGACAGUGGGAACAGGGAAACUUACACAGAGUUUCUCUGGCCACUUCCCCAUCUGAGUGAUCACACACCCAGCGCUACAGCGGAGGCGGGGCUCCCUGUGAGGAGGGAAAAGGUGUGUUCACAGCCACCCAGUUGGAGGAGUGACACAAGCCUGAUUGGGAAAUCCCUGGACAAUGAGAAUAUAAAUUCCUGCCAGACUGCUGAGCUCCCACUGAAGGUGAAAUGCCUGGCAGCCAUCCCAGGAGACAAGCACCAGGCAAACGAUGCAGAGCUGCAGCUCGAUGUCAGAGGUGAGAUGCUGGGGCAUUCCUCCCGGCAGCCCAUCCUGCACCCCCUCCCCCCCUGCUCACCCUUCUCUGAGCUCUCCCUCCCCAAGAGAGCGGGGGUGCCUCUUCCCAGCUCGAAAAGGGGGGCUCCUCCUACAGGCACGGAGACAUUCAGAACUGCAUCUGUGCCAGGAACAGAGAAAAAGUCAGACUCCUUCAAGGAUAUGGGGAGGAGGUAUGGGCUGUGGGGUGCUGGACCUGGGGUCUCCACCUCUUGUGUCCUCCAGAAGUUCCCGGGAGUGAUAUUCACCUGGUCCAUGUUGAUGAUGUGUGUCUCUGUCUUCACCAUCCAGCCUGAGGAACACAUGGUGGCUGUAGGAAGCUGCCAAUUUCAUGGCAGGCAUCCCAAAACCAGGUUCAAGGUAGAAGGGGAGGCUGUGGCCAUGAGGUGCCCCCAGGUGCCAUACUGGGACUCUGCUAGCAUCCACCUCAAUGUGACAUGGCGUAGAAACGACUCCACCACGAUGGUCCCAGGGGAGGAAGAGAUGCGUGUGUGGGUCCAGGACGGCAGCCUCUGGAUUGUGCCAGCCUUGCGGGGGGACUCUGGCACCUACAUCUGCACUGUCAGAAAUGCCUCUUACUGUGACGAAAUGUCUGUUGAGCUCAGGGUUUUUGAGAAGACAGAAGCUUCCCUGCCUCUCAUCUUCUACCCGCAAAUUGUAACCUUGUCAGCCUCUGGGUUAUUGGUUUGUCCUGAUCUGAGUGAAUUCAUCGGGAACAAAACUGAUGUGAAGAUUCGAUGGUACAAGGAUUCUGCCCCUUUGGAUCAAGACAACGAGAAAUUUCUAAGUGUGAGGGGAACUCGCUUACUGGUAAACAAUGUGUCUCUGGAGGAUGCGGGCUAUUAUCGGUGUGCCAUGACGUUUGCCCACAGAGGCAGGCAAUACAACAUCACCAGGAAUAUCAAACUCCGUGUUAAGAAAAGAGAAGAGGAGACGAUUCCCGUGAUCAUCUCCCCCCACCAGACCAUCUCAGCUUCACUGGGGUCGAGACUGACAAUCCCGUGUAAGGUGUUUCUGGGAGCUGGCAUACACGCGACCACCUUGCUGUGGUGGACUGCCAACAACACAUACGUAGAGGAUGCCUACCAGGGGGGCCGCGUGACCAAGGGGCAGCGCCAGGAAUACUCAGAAAAUAAUGAGAAUUAUAUUGAAGUGCCACUGAUUUUUGAUCCAGUCAUAAGAGAGGAUUUGCACACGGAUUUUACAUGUGUUGUCCGUAAUACGAUGAGUUUCCAGAUGCUUCGUACUACAGUCAAAGAAGCUGCCACGUUCUCCUGGGAGAUUACACUGGCCCCCUUUUCCCUCAUCUUCUUGGUUUUGGGGGGAAUGUGGAUGCACAGACGGUGUAAACGCAGAACUGGAAAAGCCUAUGGUUGGAUGGAGUUAAAGACCAGCCAUCAGAUUCUCAAUCCUAUCCGAGUAAAAUAA